AUGUCAGAUAACAAUAAUAAUACAAGCAACAGACAUAAUGGCGACACUGAUUUUCAAGGGUUGAAUGAUGACAUUGAUAGCAUUUACAAGACGUAUACGAGCAAUAACAAUGGAAGCGUUGAGAGCUUAGAUUCCGAAAAGAAUCGGUAUGUCUUCAAGUACGGUGACUCCUCAAAUAAUCAACUACCCUCGGUACAUAUUUCAUCCAGAUUAUCAUCUAUGGAUCCAUCAAAUUCUGAGGGGUUUGCUUCAAAGAGCGCGCCUGGGACUCCCUCGUCAUUAGGGUCGUUUGAUUUUCGGCCCAGGUACCCCCGUGCUGUCACCAACUCUUCCCUAAACGUGUUGUUGGAUACAACGAGUGCAAAUUCGGACUUUAAGAGUAUGGCAGAUUCUCGGGUGAAUAAUUCGGGUGAAGAUGUAAACACUUUGGAUGACGAGAUUCCGAAAUCAUCAGAAUACAGGAAGAACGAGCGGGACUGGCGAGAGGAGGGAGCCGCUGUCAAGACUGUCAAAAGCUCAAAUGGCGAAGUGUCAACAAUCAGGAGAAGUGUGACCGAUUUUAAGUUUGGUAAAGAAUUGGGCGAGGGCUCGUAUUCGACUGUCAUACUAGCUACUGACAAGAUAACUAAUAAAAACUACGCCGUAAAGGUGUUGGACAAAAGGCAUAUAAUAAAAGAAAAGAAGGUGAAAUAUGUCAAUAUUGAAAAGCAUGCAUUGAAUAGAUUGAGUAAUAGAAUGGGAAUCAUCUCCCUCUACUUUACAUUUCAAGACAAGGACUCGCUAUAUUUUGUUUUGGAUUAUGCGUCAAAUGGCGAGCUAUUAUCGUUGAUCAAGCAACACAACACUUUAAAUGAAGAUUGUACUAGGCAUUUUGGUGCACAAAUUUUAGAUGCAAUAAAGUACAUGCAUGAUAAUGGGAUCAUUCAUAGAGAUAUUAAACCCGAAAACAUUUUGUUGGACGAUAAAAUGAGGAUUCAGAUUACUGAUUUUGGAACCGCUAGGAUAUUGGAGAAAAAGAAUGACGAGAGCGAGGAUUAUCCUUUGGAUGUGAGAGCCAAGUCUUUUGUGGGAACGGCGGAGUACGUGUCGCCGGAAUUGUUGGAGAGCAAGUUUUGCGGAAAACCGGGUGAUAUCUGGGCUUUUGGCUGUAUCAUAUACCAGAUGAUUGCAGGAAAACCACCUUUUAAAGCAACCAAUGAGUACUUGACUUUCCAAAAGAUCACUAAGCUUCAGUAUGCGUUUAGCGCAGGAUUUCCCACAGUAAUCCGAGAUUUGAUUAAAAAGAUCCUCGUCCUUCAGCCAUCGAGAAGAGCAACCAUUCCCGAAAUACAAAGCCAUUUCUUUUUCAAGGAUGUUAACUUUGAUGACUACAACCAGAUCUGGCUAACUGAACCACCAGAGCUUGGGCCAUAUAAAAUGACUGCAAAGUCAAUGAUGAAGGUUCCUGAUAUCAUCAAGCAUAGUACAUCUUCGGUCAUUCCCAAGAAAAAACUGAGCAAACCACUCAAGCCUAGUGGGGAUGAAAAUACGGGAGGUUUAAAGCCGCGCAAUGGUGCAGUUGGACCAAAUUCAUCGGUAAGGAAAACCAGCAACUCCGAGGUUGCGGGCAAUGUGAACCCAGCAAACGCAGCUGCGUAUGCUUUGCAUAAACCAUUGACUGCAUCAGAUACCAGCGUAUCAGAUAGCACAUCUGGCUCAAAGGAUAAUUCAGGUGAGAGCAGGAAGCCCUCUCGAGUUUCACAGCCAGAAUAUAUACCAGGGACUAACAUUUUGAGACCACAGAUCAACACUCGACCAUCAGUUCAAUCUUACAAAACAAGCCGUGAGAAAGCAAAGCCAAUAAACAAACUGAAACCAAAUGUCAUGGAGGUCAAACCAGCGGGUACAUUAGAAGCCGCGUGGGGUGACUUUUUGAAUCACCCAGAUGAAAGAGUCAUUCGUGUUGGAUCUGUCAUUGUGCAUAAAGAACCUACAGAAAGCUUUGAGAAGAAGCAUAAAGGCUCUUUGCAUGCUUCUCCAUUGGACGCUUCAAGCACACUGCGCAACCGUUCAGGGACCAGUUUACUUUCACAAAUGGUGAAUGGCGUGCCUGAAAAACAUCUGGAUAACGUCGAUGAGAAGGUCGCUAUAAAAGAACCUUAUGAGGAAUCACUUUUGAAAAGAAGCAGCAGCAAAAAGAGUAGCAGGAAAAGCAGUGACCUCGAAAGGUCGCACUCAACAACCUCAAACAAGAUUUCCAAACGUUCAUUUUUCAAGAAAUUGGGUUUGUCACAAAGUGAAAAGAAAGAUGACGGAGAAGAGGAUGUUGUCAAUCAUUUUUCCCUUGAUAAACCUCAGAUCAGCACCAUGAUUGUGACAACUCAUGGAAGGGCACUAAUUUUUGCAAGAAAGGGCCUAGAAUCAGAGUACGAAGUCAUUCUCUCGUUUCAGUUGAAAUUUCCAUUUAUUAGGUUCCAAGAGUUGGUAUCAGCCCAGAAUAGAUUUUCCAAGUUGUUGCCUACAGUAGGUGUAUUUACAAUUACAUCAACUGAGCUGACGUAUGUAUUUGAGGUGGAAAAGUUUGAGGUAACCCAGUGGACUGAAGCUUUGACAAAGAGCCGUAAUAAUGAAUUAGAAAGAGAAAAGCUCGAGUCUGGCGCACCAGUCGCUAAAGGAAGUCCAAAACUUCCUGCACCCACUGCACCCAAGUCCAAUAUUGAGCCUUCAGCAUCUGCAGCAUCGGCCAGGGAGCGCCCUUACUCGCCAAACUUAAAUGAUCUGCUAGUCCUAACACUGGUUAAAUCCAAGCCAAAGACUUCAUCUGAUAAGGGAGCCAGGCAUUCACCGCCAGAGACUACAAGGUCUUCUCUCAGAGAAACGCCGAAAUCAGCCCACUUGCUCAAAACUAGGAUGCAGCGGUCAACCCCAAAAAGGAAACCUCCCCCAGUUAGUCCUCCUAACGAGGUGAACACAACUGGGUUGCCAAAGAAUUCUUCCGAUACUGGAUUUUUACAUGCAGCAAAGUUAGCAGUGGCGCACAAUGCACACAUUCCUAUGUCAACCAACAGACGAUCCAGCUUUACAAAAGAAGACGGAAGAAAAGUUGAUUUAAACAGUACGAGAAUAACCACGCGUGGCCAUGGAAAUUCGUCUAGUAACCCUUCUCUGCCGGUCGUCACGAGUCUGAAUUCAAAAUUUUUGGCCAGGAGCACAAGAAAGUGA
This is a messenger RNA of Lodderomyces margitis, 3201 nucleotides long. RefSeq names its product PDPK1 family serine/threonine-protein kinase. Gene Ontology annotation, biological process: peptidyl-serine phosphorylation; intracellular signal transduction. The transcript has a single exon. Gene Ontology annotation, molecular function: protein serine/threonine kinase activity; ATP binding. Lineage: Eukaryota; Fungi; Ascomycota; Pichiomycetes; Serinales; Debaryomycetaceae. Bases 1 to 3201 code for a protein of 1066 amino acids. The record is from RefSeq and is a predicted model, not a curated record.